Molecule: messenger RNA, 1071 nt
Organism: Apiotrichum porosum
Lineage: Eukaryota; Fungi; Basidiomycota; Tremellomycetes; Trichosporonales; Trichosporonaceae
Exons: 2
Coding region: 1-1071 (356 amino acids)
Source: RefSeq, a predicted model, not a curated record
AUGUGGAAGUGCCACUUCGGCCAACACAUCGAGGGUACCAAGUGCGUCUGCGGCUUUAUCCUUACGGAUUCUAGCGAUAUCAACGUCCAGCAGGCCGUCUGCACCCACCGCAUUUGGGCGACGGACAUGGGCGCCAAGAACCACAAGAAGGAGACCAAGCUCCUGGACGACCACUUCCCCCCGCCAUUCUUCUCGUUGGAGAUUUCUCCUGGUACAACGACCCCGCCGAGUGGGAGGAGUACUCCGAGGACCUCUACCGUCGGCGCUUUGGCGAUGUCGGCGCCGUCAACCAGAACAAGCAAACACUUCAAGAUGACUCCCGCCGUCAAGACCGCCUACAAUCUUGCCCUCGCCGACCUGGAUGCCAUCGUCCCACCCGCACCCGAAUCGGCCCCAUGCGAUGGUAGGUUCAGACCCAUCAUCGCCCUGGAGCGCAUCAACGUUCCCGUCGAGUACGGCUACUGCAUGUGCUGCGUCUUCGAUGCCACAGACGCCACAACAUACACGUCCCGCAUGAGUCCGUUUACCUCCUCGGACGACCUCCACGAACACUUCAUGAAAGACCAUCUCUUUCCCAUGUGGUUCGCCGACAAGGAGGAGCCACCCACGGUCGCCAACCACGUCUGCCCCGACCCCUCGUGCAGCAUGCACACAGUCAAGCUCACCCUUUGGCAAUGGGUCAACCAUGCCGUCCUCCACCACCAAGCUUUCACCAGCCCGGACCCCAUUCACAUGAUUAUCGCCGACGCCGACGAGCUUGACACCAAACCGGCCAUUAUGGCCAAGAAGCGUAUGGCCAAGGGUACGCGUGCGGUGUUUGGCAUCCACUCGUACCUCCUCGGUGCAGGCGAUGACGAUGACAACGACCAGGUCGCCAGCGCCCCCGGCCCAAAGCAGGGAAACCGUUCGCGGGCCGCCAAGAGGCCCAAAAAGCCCCAGUCGGCAUCCUCGAAGGCCGGCAAGGCCAAGAAGAAGGGCAAGGCCAAGCAGAAGUACGACACCGACUCGGAGGGGGAUGACGAGCCGAUGGACUUUGAGUCCGAGGAGGAUGACGAGCCGAUGGGCUUUUGA